CUAUGACUACAGAAUCUGGUUCAGACUCUGAAUCCAAAGAUCAGGAUCAAGAGCAGGAAGAAACAUCUGGGCAACAAGAAAAAGCAACCCAAGAACAGCAGCCACAGCAAGUGAAGGAAGAGCACCAGAAUGCAUUAGAACAAUUUCCCAGUGUUGCAGCCCAUAGCACUCCUGUAAAAAAGGAACAGGCCACUGACAAAGAACUUGAAGUUGCCGCCGCAGUGGCAAAGCAGCUGGAAUAUCAGCAGUUUGAAGACGAUAAACUCUCUCAAAAAUCAUCCUCAAGCAAACUCUCCCGAUCUCCUUUAAAGAUUGUGAAAAAACCAAAAAAUAUGCAGUGCAAAGUAAUCCUUCUGGAUGGCUCUGAAUAUGGCUGUGAAGUAGAGAAGCGCUCAAAGGGCCAGAUUCUUUUUGACAAAGUAUGUGAGCACUUGAACCUCUUGGAAAAAGAUUAUUUUGGACUCACUUACAGAGAUAUGGAAAAUCAGAAGAAUUGGUUGGAUCCAGCUAAAGAAAUUAAAAAGCAGAUACGAAGUGGUGCUUGGUAUUUCUCGUUCAAUGUUAAAUUCUACCCUCCAGAUCCUGCCCAACUUUCUGAAGAUAUUACAAGGUAUUAUCUCUGCUUGCAGCUGCGAGAUGACAUUGUGUCUGGACGAUUGCCAUGUUCUUUUGUCACACUUGCACUAUUAGGCUCCUAUACAGUUCAGUCAGAGCUUGGAGAUUAUGAUCCUGAUGAAUAUGGGAGUGAUUAUGUCAAUGAAUUCCGCUUUGCACCAAAUCAUACUAAAGAAUUGGAAGAUAAAGUAAUAGAGCUUCAUAAAAGCCAUAGGGGAAUGACACCUGCAGAAGCAGAGAUGCACUUUUUGGAAAAUGCCAAAAAACUGUCUAUGUAUGGAGUAGAUCUACAUCAUGCUAAGGAUUCUGAAGGAGUUGAAAUCAUGUUAGGUGUCUGUGCAAGUGGUCUCUUGAUUUAUCGAGACAGACUCAGAAUAAACAGAUUUGCUUGGCCUAAGGUUCUCAAAAUUUCAUAUAAGAGGAAUAACUUCUACAUCAAAAUUCGUCCAGGGGAAUUUGAGCAGUUUGAAAGUACAAUUGGAUUUAAACUACCAAAUCACCGUGCUGCAAAACGUUUAUGGAAAGUAUGUGUUGAACAUCAUACAUUUUUCAGACUCUUGCUACCGGAAGCUCCUCCCAAAAAAUUCCUCACCCUGGGUUCCAAGUUCCGCUACAGCGGAAGGACACAAGCCCAGACCAGGAGAGCAAGCGCACUGAUUGACCGGCCUGCCCCUUACUUUGAACGUUCCUCAAGUAAGCGCUACACGAUGUCUCGCAGCCUAGACGGGGAGGUUGGUACUGGCCAGUACGCUACAACAAAGGGCAUCUCUCAAACAAACUUGAUAACUACUGUGACCCCAGAGAAGAAAGCAGAAGAAGAGAAAGAUGACGAACAGAUAAAGAAAGAAGAGGAAGGCACUCCAGUUUCAGCAAUACGGCACGAUACUAAGCCACUUUUGCCUGACAUUGAUUCAUUACCCCCCUUGCCAUCCUUACCAAAUAGUCCCUUUGCAUCUUCAACAAAACUCCAUAGGAGGAGGUUUAAGGAGAAUAGUAAAAAAUUAUUAGAUGGCGAAUCAUUCAAAAGCACCAGUCAAAACCAGGAUGAGACUGAUUUGAAUUUUAGCAGAAAAGGAAGAGCUUAUUCUAUUGAACAUGACAUGGCAUUUAAUUAUAAGCAAAAGGCCAGAAAAGGUGGAACAUUGUUUUCUUUCUCCUUGCAACUUCCAGAAUCAUUCCCUUCUCUCCUGGAUGACGAUGGCUACUUAUCCUUCCCAAAUCUGUCUGAAACAAACAUUCUGCCACAAAGUGUGCAGCAUUUCCUUCCCAUUCGCUCGCCUUCCCUUGUACCUUGUUUCCUUUUCAUCUUUUUCUUUUUGCUUUCUGCUUCUUUCUCAGUACCCUAUGCUCUCACUCUCUCCUUUCCCUUGGCUAUGUGCCUCUGCUACCUGGAGCCCAAGGCGGCCUCCUUGAGUGCUUCACUUGAAAAUGACCUGAGUGACAGUUCAGACGAAGAGACUGACAGUGAAAGAACUGACACUGCAGCAGAUGGUGAAACCACUGCCACAGAGUCAGAUCAGGAGGAAGAUGGUGAUCUCAAAGCACAGGAACUAGAUAAAACCCAGGAAGAUCUGAUAAAACACCAGACCAAUAUAAGUGAGCUGAAACGGACAUUCUUAGAAACCACUAGAGAUAUCUCAGGGACUAAUGAAUGGGAAAAGAGACUUUCAACAUCACCAGUCCGGCUUGCUGCAAGACAUGAAGAAGCCCCUAUGAUUGAACCACUUGUGCCUGACGAGACAAAACAACUCUCCGAUGAAAAAUCUUUGGAUGGUUCUGGUAUCUUCACAUUAAUAGAAUCUGCAAGAAAACCAACUGAGUUCAUAGGAGGGGUUACAACUACUUCACAUAGCUGGGCACAGCGAACAGAAACACAAACUGAUCAGGAAAAGAAAGCAGAGGAACAACAGCAGGAGGCCACCAAGAAGGUUGUGCAGGAAUCUUUAAUAGUCAAGGAGAAACAUGUGAUGAGUUUGCAUGCAAGUGAGGAUGCUGCUAAGUUGGCUGGCCUUCAGCUGGAUGCUACAGCACAGACAAUAUCUCAUGUGGCUUCUAGCAUCAAUGGGAAAGAGGGCUCUGCUAUCACUGAGGGGGCUAAAGAGGAAAAAGCUGCAAUCCAACAGGAAGAAACUGCUACUAUUUCUCAUGAUCUACAAGAGGAGCAAAGUAAAUCAGCCCAUAUUUUGAAUACGCAAGAAAGCAAACCUCUUUUUGAGUCACCCAUUGUGAAGACUGAGACAGUCAGUUUUGGCAGUGCUUCUACAGGUGCAGAGAAAUUGGAAAUUUCUGUGAAAGAAGUACCUGUUGUCCAUACUGAAACAAAAACUAUUACAUAUGAAUCAUCUGAGGUGGAUUCUGGUGCUGAUUCUGAACCAGGAGUUCUGAUGAGUGCACAGACUAUUACUUCUGAAACUACUAGUACUACAACUACUACACAUAUCACCAAAACAGUGAAAGGAGGCAUUUCAGAGACAAGAAUUGAAAAGCGAAUUGUGAUAACGGGUGAUGCAGACAUUGACCAUGAUCAGGCGCUGGCUCAGGCAAUUAAAGAGGCCAAAGAGCAGCACCCUGACAUGUCAGUGACCAAAGUAGUGGUACAUAAAGAGACAGAAAUCACACCAGAAGAUGGGGAGGAUUGACUACAGGAUUAGAGUAGCUUUCUAUGAACUUCAUCACUGGGAAUAUCAGAGCCUGUAUGGAGUCUUGGUUCUAACCCAGCUGACUUGCAUCUCUCCAGAGAAAUUUUCAAUGUGGAAGAUUUUGAUUUUAAUUGCUAAUUAAGGACACUGGCAGAAAUUCCCCCAGUUACAGCAAUUUGAAUCAGCUUUAAUAAUCUAAUAAUUGCAUGAAACAACAAAUUACAAAAAAGCAGCAUUUUUAUUUUCCUAAAUCAACUUUACAUCUAAAUGGCACGUUCAUCAACAGUUAAAAUAAUUGUAUUAUGCUACACAUAAAACAGCUCAUGCCUUUACUAUUAUUGAGAGUCUAAACACAGUUUCUUGGGGUGCAAAGUUUUGUUUAGGGAAAAUCAAGAUCACAUUACAAUACUAGAAGCUGUACAGGUACUAUAUAUAUAUGUUUUAUUACAUUAGAUGUGCCAAUAACAUACUUUAUUCAACAAAUAACUUGAAUCAUAUACUUGUUAUAAUUUGGUUUUAUUCUUGUUCUAUAAACAAUGCUGAAUCUCUAACCUUAUUUAAAUGCUCAUAAAAUAUGCUUUGUUUAUCUGAUUUGGGACCCUUAAUAGCUAAUGAUUUUUAGAAUUGUUAAAGUUAGAAAUCCUGCCGUCACUUUUCUAAAGUCUCAAUCUAUAAAUUUGCAUUGUGAUUAUUUUGAAGAAAAUGUAUAUUUUCCUUAGCAUCUCAGAUAUGUUCAUCUUGAAAACAUGAUUUUUCAAAACCAAGUCCUGUCCACUCUCAGACAAAGAAGUUUCUUUUGCAAGUCUAGUCAGUGUUCCUUACUUAGGUCAGAGUUAAGCCUUAAACCGUACAGAACACUUAAAAAGCAUUAUUUCAUUUUUAUUAUCACAUCAAUUUAAAAGGAUCCAAUGUUCUUUAUGCUGUCAGUUUCAUCACAAUACAUGGCGAAUGUAUGUUUCUGCAUAGUAAAAUAAAAGUGGUAAAUGCA
Messenger RNA from Protobothrops mucrosquamatus (brown spotted pit viper), 4242 nucleotides. It is a transcript of the gene EPB41L3, whose product is annotated as erythrocyte membrane protein band 4.1 like 3. Gene Ontology annotation, biological process: cortical actin cytoskeleton organization. The transcript has 22 exons. Bases 3 to 3254 code for a protein of 1083 amino acids. Gene Ontology annotation, molecular function: actin binding; structural molecule activity. The record is from RefSeq and is a predicted model, not a curated record. Gene Ontology annotation, cellular component: cytoskeleton; plasma membrane. NCBI's taxonomy places the organism in Eukaryota, Metazoa, Chordata, Lepidosauria, Squamata, Viperidae.